Messenger RNA from Boeremia exigua, 4199 nucleotides. Its product is annotated as ubiquitin C-terminal hydrolase-like protein. The record is from RefSeq and is a predicted model, not a curated record. Gene Ontology annotation, molecular function: proteasome binding; cysteine-type deubiquitinase activity. Gene Ontology annotation, biological process: protein deubiquitination; proteasome-mediated ubiquitin-dependent protein catabolic process; regulation of proteasomal protein catabolic process. Lineage: Eukaryota; Fungi; Ascomycota; Dothideomycetes; Pleosporales; Didymellaceae. The coding region runs from base 414 to 4028 and encodes 1204 amino acids. The transcript has 5 exons.
CGUUGAAGUUGGCUGCGUCUUGGCGCGCUAGGCCGAAACGGUGGCGCGCGGUUGUGCAUCAUCGCUGUGCAUGUCCUGGAUCGUCGCAAGGCGAGAGCUUGACAAGCUGCAUGCUUCGCCGGUUUGCCGGACGGAGCUUGAAGCCUGCACUGUAGUUUCCCGAUCCUUCCAUAGUCUUGUAUGGUGUUUGUGAUGCAGCAUGACCUCGACAACCAGCCUAUAACACCGCUUUCUGCCUGCCGCCUGCCAUGCGCCUGCUGUGCUAAACACCCCGAGUCGCAUGGCAUCCGUUUGACACUCUUCACACCGCCCACGUUGUGCCCGCAUCCUGAACCUCGCAUCUUAAUAAGCACUUACCUCUGCAUCCGUGUUAUCUCCCAGCAUUCCACUUUACAUUAUUAGCUGCGUCCGUCAUGGCGCCUGGCAAGACAGCGCCACGGCUGCUGCAGGACCUCCUCACAUACGACCCUCGCCGCGAAGACCGAGCUGGUCGCAACCUCCUGACGAGCGCCCCGCCAGAGCACACCUCGAGCCGUAACGGCAUCCCUGCUGUACCCCGAGGGAACUGUAGACAUGCGCUUGUCAGAAAAGAUGAGCAGUCUCUGCUGCCAGUCGCUGGUGAUGAAGACCGGCCUAUCUACAAAGUCGCAUCUUAUUGCUCGCAAUGUCGUUGGCACAUCGACGUCAUCGUAAACCACAAGGACCGAGGGUCGGGGCGACCGUGUGGGAGUCAGAACGCCGAGUACCCACUGCAUCACUUUGUCUACGAUGGCGCGGGCACUGAAGAGAGCAAUGGACUCGGUGGUCAACGCACUCCAAGGUCAUUCACUUUCCGCUGUACGGCGAGCUCGUGUUCAACCUCAGUGCGCACAGAGCUCAAGCCGCCGCACUUUACAGAGCACGACCAGGACUUGUUGAUGAACAAAGCACAACUGAGGAGGAGGUUCGAGCAAGCUCGCGAACUCAUAGGAGAGCGCGAGGGCGAGACCAUGUCGCGAUGUGUGGAUGGACCUGAUUUUCUCGACACAUUUCUGAAAGACUCGUUCACACCACUACCAGGAAAGACAAGGAUCCCGCUGCUGAACAGAAAGUUUGCAAAGACGUUCUGGAGAGACUGCGACUCGAUGUUGACCAAGUUGGGAUUCCAGUAUACGCGCGAGGUGAGCGAGGACGAGGAAGGAUCCGAUAUCGAGACCUGGUACCUUCCCAAGCCUGAGGACGAACAUGACCCGCUCCAGAGGAAUCUGCGCACUACGAUUCAGGACGCGAGAUAUGAACUGGACACCAUGAUUCUUGCAGUACCCGAACGUGAACGCGAGAAGGUCAGGCAUAUCCCACUGUACCCCGUCCCCUCACAAGGCGACAUUGAAAGAAUACUAGCAUGCCAUGAUUAUGAGAAAGUGGCUGGGCGAACACGCAGUACAAGUACGACCGAAGAGGAUCAUCCAUACUUCGCAAGUCUUGGUGCAGUAGGAGAUUUUGCGGAUUCGCUCGUCAGUUUUGCGUACCGGCGGCAGAGCGCAGAAGACGAAGUCAAUGCGCCUUACUACCUGGAGUGCUUCCAAGAAAUCGCUGUUGGGCGGAACAGCGACAGUCUGCAGUAUGAAGUGGCCAUGCUUGCUUCUAAAGAUAUUCCCAGUAGGCGCGAUAUUGAAACUGCAUAUCGCUCUCUUGGAUUGGAACCGGCACACGGAUCUACCCUCAGCGACAGGUUUGUCAUUGACCAAGCUAGGUCUCGCUUCCCCGACAUCUCUCCGACCCAGCGUGAAGAGAUUCGCAGACAUCUUCGAGUAAUUGGAAAUGCGCGCCAAAGUGAGGAAAUCAAACGAGAAGCCAGUGAAUCCAUCGACACGUACGACGAGGCGUUAUCCUGGCUGGAACUGGAUCAUUCGCAGCCUGAUGAUUUCGUUCGAACCAUGUUUGCGAUAAAAACACAAGACAACCCCGCAUGUGUUGAAUCUGCGCGAAAAGCAGUAUCCGUGAUCGCUGAGCAUCGAGACAGCGACCGACUCCGGCAGUUCCUGCAUGAAGGGACUAUGACCGAGCCAGAGAUGGACCUGAGCGAGGCAUACGCUUUGUUCGAGAUCUCGAGCAUGUCUGACAGGCAAAACGUUGAUUUGUCUGUUUUGCAAAGCUCGAUGCUUGUUGCACCGCCAAGCGAGAUCGCUAAACUUGAGAAAGCAUUCGCACUGAUUCAACAAGACCAGGAGAAGCACUACAACAAGAAAGAGGAGCGACCCAAGGAGCCAGGUUCACGGGUCAACGACUUCCCUUUGGAAACUUGGCCUGUCGGCUGCCGCAACAACGGCAACACAUGCUAUCUCAACAGCGUUCUUCAGUUCUUGUUCACCAUCAAGCCUCUACGGGAACUGGUUCUGAACUUCGAAGCUUACGAACAGGAUCCCUCGCCGGAAGCACUCACCAACAAAAAAGUCGGUCGCGCAGUUGUUACUCCAGAGCGAGUAAUCACGGCUCAGAAGUUCGUCCGCGAGCUACAAAGCCUAUUUCGGUUGAUGAUUCGAGCUCCCACCGACAAUGUUCUACCUACGAAGCACCUUGCUGAACUGGCACUGUGUAAGACCGACAGCCCGGAUAUCGUACCAGACACUCUAGGUGCUGAAAGCGAAGCAAAGGUCGAUACGACGACCGAUCACAAGGUCGACCCACCCAAGGAGGAGGGCACACCAGUUGCUCCCACUGACACAGUCAUGGGCGAAGGGGACGCAGCCGGAAGCGACGAUGUGAAAGGCGAAGGCUCUACACAGGCUACACUCAAGCCUGAAGCCGAUAGCAAGCCGUCACCUCCAUCUCGACCACCUCCCAUCCCUCCUCGACCGAAAACACAAGAGCAGCAAAAGUCCAAGGACGACCACAUUGCCGAGAGUGCUCGACAGCAGGAUGCUGCUGAAGUCAUGGGCAACAUCAUGGACUUGAUUUCUUGCGCAAUCAAAGGUGAUGGUCUCCUGCGUGACGGUGAGCAAGAAGAUCUCAUCAAGAACCUUUUCUUCAGCGAUGUGACAAUCGUGCGAAAUACAACGAACAAAGUUGAGAGAACGAGCGAGUUCAGAAACCAUCAUUUGGUCUCCGCUGGUGGCCGCGAUCGUCAUCUCUAUGCGGCCCUCGACGACGAUUUUGGGCUGAGUGACCUAGAAGGCGGUGACAGUAAAUACGAAUUUAUCGCGGAGCCUGCCCCCGUACAGAUUGUCAACGUACGCCGGCUACAGUUCAACAGAGAGAAGAAGCAACAGGUCCGUGAUACAGCUCAACUGAGCCUGAAUGACGUCCUAUACCUUGAUCGCUACCUUGAGGCCACUAAAGCGCUGUCCGGAGAUAAGCUCCUGGAUCUACGUCGAGGGCAAUGGGCGAAGCAGCAGGAGCUCCAACGUCUUGCAGUCAGAUGCAAGGAAUUGCAAGCCACGGAGAUUGGUGACCUGGAUCUUGCCAACACAGUAGAGGAGACUGCGAUGUUUGUCGAGAGUUUCUUGAAGGGGGUAGAGCAGCAGAUGCUUGACCCACUUCCAACACCACCACCUGAAGACUUAGCUACGGAUCUGCAUGAGAGAGCGAAAAUGCUUCAGUCAGAGCUUGAAGAGAUUAGCGCCUCCAUGACGGAGCUCGAGUCAGACAUCGAUACCGUAUUCCGAGAAUACCAAGAUCACGGCUACCGGCUCCACGCUAUUUUUGUUCACCGAGGUGGCACUGGCUCAGGCCACUAUUUGAUCUACAUCAAGGACUUCCAGAACAACACAUGGCGCGAAUACAACGACGAGACAGUGAAGCCAUACUCUGAGCAAGACAUCUACAAACUUGGGUCUGGCACUCUGGCCGCUGGCAGCACAGGGAUCGUAUUUGUGAGGGAGGAUAAGGUCGACCUACUCACGGAAGCGGUCUGCCGACAGCCGGACGUUGCUACUGCGAACAUUACCGCGGCCAGCACAGAGCGCGCAGAUGUCGAGAUGUCAGAUUUGUCCGCGCCGAAGAUAGAGUACGACGAAGCCGAGGUUAUUGAGGGGAUCGAGAAGUCGUGAGCUUGUUCCUACGCAUUCGAGGCCAUUCAAUGCCAUGCUGGUCUGCUAACAAGAAUGCGUUAGAAUCGACGCAACAGCGCAUACAAUUGAGCUGCAGGUCAUGAUCGCGGACAGGAUGCGCACAAACGGCAGGAAGCGCUCCUGCUCUCGUGUCGACUCUCCGCCAAAGCG